This is a messenger RNA of Aureobasidium pullulans EXF-150, 690 nucleotides long. RefSeq lists its product as uncharacterized. The record is from RefSeq and is a predicted model, not a curated record. The coding region runs from base 132 to 527 and encodes 131 amino acids. The transcript has a single exon. Lineage: Eukaryota; Fungi; Ascomycota; Dothideomycetes; Dothideales; Saccotheciaceae.
CAAUCACUUCUAGAAUCCAGUAACCAAACCCUCUGGAACUAGAUAUAUUCUGUUCCAUCGGACGUCCCACACCUCCCUUCAAACCCAACAACAACGCCUCAACACUUCCAACUCACCACAAUUACACAAAGAUGAACAACAUCCUUACCUCAACCCUCCAGACCAGCAUCCUGAUCGCCACUUCCAUCAUAGCCAUAACAGCCUUCCUAUCUUCCGUCUACCUGAUCGGCAUCAAAAUCGCCCUCCCAUUCGGUUUGCUCCUCUCAACCAAGUUUCUCAAAAUCUACAACACACAACCACUACAGGAGCAUAUUCAACACUUGGGUAAAAUACUUGCUGGUAUUUUGUUACUGCUCAUAUGCUUCAUUUGCUUAAUAUAUGAGCAGACGUCGCUGCUGGGGGGAGCCAUGCGACCACUGGGAUUCUGGGAGUUUGCAGGGUUGGCGGUUAAGGGAUGUGUAGAAGCUUUGAUUGUAUUGGGGAUACUUAGGAUGGGGUUUGCGGUGGUUCAGAAACUGGUCUUGUAGAUGAAGCAAUGGGUGGGAAGGACCAGAGGUCUUUCGCUGAUGAGUCAAAUUGAUUGCAAAAUGAGAAUUACUAGUGUCAAGAAAGUACUCGAGAGAAGUUUGCAGUAAUGCCAUUAUGAACCCUAUUUCCCGAAACCGUCCUUCUCAAAAGCAAAUGCCCCGA